Molecule: messenger RNA, 1934 nt
Organism: Vidua chalybeata
Lineage: Eukaryota; Metazoa; Chordata; Aves; Passeriformes; Viduidae
Gene: CYYR1
Product: cysteine and tyrosine rich 1
Exons: 4
Coding region: 1-483 (160 amino acids)
Source: RefSeq, a predicted model, not a curated record
AUGGAGCGACUGGGGCGGCGUGGCCGGACGGAGAGGUACCCCGCCUGGAGGGAAUUGUUUCCCCCUUUCCUCCUCCUCCUUCUGGCAGAAGAUUGUUUGGCUCAGUGUGAUAAUGACUGCAAGGCUUACUGCUGUGACGGGACUUCUCCCUACUGCUGUUCAUAUUAUGCCUACAUUGGGAAUGUCUUUUCAGGCACAGCAAUAGCUGGAAUUGUUUUCGGCAUAGUUUUUAUAAUGGGAGUGAUUGCUGGGAUUGCCAUCUGUAUCUGCAUGUGCAUGAAAAGCAACCGUGAGACUCGAGUAGGGGUCAUCCGAACAACACACAUCAACACCAUCAACACAUACUCAGUGGCUCCACCACCAUACAGUUAUGAACAUGAAAUGGAGUACCCAGCUGACCUACCUCCACCUUAUACUCCAACCCCACAGACUGUGAUACAAUAUCCCCCACCCCCUUCAUACCCUGGAUAUUCAGGGAAAUAAUGAACAUGGCUUCACAUGGAUAUUGACUGCUUCUUGAAACAGCCAACACUGCUGGGACAAUGCUAUUGGCUCAGGGACAAAUAGGAUUGGGUUUUGCAUCAACACAUGUGGCCAGGUGUUGAAAUUAACUGGAAGGUUGCCAAGGCUCAGGAUGAAUAAAAAUACUGUCCACUCUGGACCAUCACAUUUCAUGAUUAAACAACAUGUGACCAAAGAAACAGUUCCUAAAAGUUAGUGUCUGAUGAGUAGUGCUUAACACCAGUUCUUAGCUUCACCUGCAGCACAUGGGAGUGGGGGUUUUCCCACACAGGAAUGUGCAAGUGGUGCAAAUGGUUCAACAGUUUCACAAGCACAAGAGGCAGCUGGAGCUUAUUCUGGAGGAAAGCGUCAACUGUUGUCUUGAGGUAACUGCUAUGCCUUUCCUUGAAACAAGGGGAAUAAGCAAGAACAAGGAAGACUGAAACUGUUUUCUGUUUCUACUUACAGCUGAUAAUACCCAAUGAUCACUGUGCAUAUUGGGCUGAUAACCAUGUUACAAUGAGAAGUGCUGGUAGCGUUUUCUAGUAAUUAAAAAAUUAUGGGUAUUAUUUUUUGGCCAAGUGCGGAUUUUUUAAGUGCCUCUUUUUAAGCAGUUUGUGACUAGUUUAUGAACUGAAAUGUUAACAUAAGGAGAAUUUUUGUAUGUGAAAUACACUCAUUUAUAGCUGAUUUAUUUUUACCUGGACUUAAACCUCUAUACAUUGGAAAUAUGCUAAAAUGCUUUUAUAUCAGCAAAUGAUAUUUUGAUUUUAGUAUAAAAUUACUGAAUCAGCAGAACUCACAAAUGGGAGAAAAAAUGCAAAACAAAUAUUAAAAUGUCCUAGAUUUUAUAUCAGUUCAAUUGCAUAAAGCCAGGGGUUUUAAAUUUUAUUUACCAGUAAUGAGAAUAUCCAGCCUUAGCAAAGAGAUGAGGGUGGAGACUGUGAGCGUCUGAUUACUUUUGAAUGUGUCUUGGGCAGUUCAAAACUGUAGGUCAUCAAUUAAUACUUUUUACAUUUGUCAUGCAUGUUGUUCAAACUUACUUAUUCUCUAUUAUAUGCAGUCUAGAUCUUUAUGAUUGAAAGUAUUCUAUGUACUUAUGAAGGUAACUAAUUCUGCAGCAGCUAUUUGACUUCAAAAUAGCAUAUUCCAUUACCUAAACCAUCAUCUUUCAUCAUUAAGACUAUUAUUUUUCUCAGGUUUAUAUGCCAACCACAAAGAGUGUGUCUCUUCAAGAAUUUAAAAGUGCUGAAUGCUCUUAGUUUGAGUUGGGCAUCUGAGCAGUUUGAGAAUGCAAUAACUGUGGCAUCAACUGCAGGUUGCUGCUGGUUCACAGAGAUCAGAAUGUAUUUAAAUGUUUUCCAGUGUAGCCUUUCUCUUCUUUUCAAGUGUAUUCAUGUAGUAACAAAUAAAAAAGCAGCUUGCAAAAAGGA